GGCACAGGAUGAUAUGAACGGAAAAACGGAUGAACAGCGUCGAUUAAAAAAAAUCAGUUGGCGCUGAUAUAAGUUACCAAACGAUGACAGAACUUGCGAAGUGGUUACGUUACUGCGAUAAUAUUACUGAGUAUCCGGUGUAUGUGAUGUGACAUCGCAUACAAUUUUAUGAACUAGCUGCAUAUGCUGAGGCGUGAAAAACAACACAAUAAGAAUGGCAUAUUCUUAUAUCAUAGAAGAAGUACCUCCCGACGACAUUCUCAGCGUGAAGCACGAUAUCCGUCGCGCGAAACUAUUUCUUCAGAAACACAGCACGAAAUCGGGUGACAGUUUAUAUGACCAUUUAAUCGAGCUUUUGGCAAAAAUAUUGGCUGAACGGCCACCAAACGUUGUUGAUAUUUUUGAAGAAUACAGUAGAAAAUUGAAAGAGGAGAGAUUUAAAAUUAAGACGGAUUAUCUUCGAGAUUUAUACAUACCACUCGUGCAAUACGACGAUGCCAAGAAGCUCAUUAAGCUUUUUCAGGAUGUAAAACAGAUUAACAAAGACGAACAGGAGAGAAUAGAGGAUGAAGAGCAAAAUGAUAACAAAAAGAAACUUCCCAACCUGUUGGAUCUUUUAUUUUACUUUGAGCAGACGGGUGUAGGAUUGCCGCGAUAUGAAAUAGUGUCGCUUAAUUUAUCGAUUCGGAAAUUUGCCUCAACAAUGCCGCUUGAAAAUAUUAGAUUUUGGGGUAAAAUACUUGGAAAACCUAAAAAUUAUUAUAUAUUGGAAGCUGAACUUCAAGCAGAUGAACUUGCUCGAAGAUUAGAGCAAGAAAAACAUGAAGUACAAUCUAAAAGAGAAAAGGAGAAAGUCGAAGUUAAAACAGCAACAAAACUCACGGAGGAAGAAACAAAAACUCAGAAGAAAGACAUGGAGAGAAUUGUCAAAACAACGAGAAGUUCACGUAAGGAUAAAAAAUCAGAAGGGAAGCCUUUGGAACUUAUCUUUCCAUCGUUACCUGUUAAUCCGUGGACACCAUUGCCGAAAAUACCGAUCGAGAGAAUCGGAAGCGGCCUCAAUAAAAAAGUGUAUUUUGUAUGCAACACGCCUGGAGUGGACGAGUGGAUCGAACUUCCAACGGUUACACCACAGCAGAUAGUAAUUGCACGACAGAUUGUUCGAUACUGUACGGGAAACUUGGAAACACCGAUUCACAGUUUUCCACCAUUUUCUGGUACCGAACAAAAUUAUCUUCGCGCACAAAUUGCAAGGAUCAGUGCUACUACUCACGUUUCGCCGAUUGGCUUUUUCACAUUCAGUGGAGAAGACGAGAAUGAAGAGACAGAAGAAGAAAGAAAAAAAAUCUAUACAGAAGACGAAUUAUUAGAAAACAUGAAUUAUGAUCCACUGCCGACGAAGGAUCUUGUAGAUCCCUCCAUGUCAAAUUGGUGUCAUCAUAGUCCAUAUAUUCUUAAGCAAGGACGUACUGUCUGGUGGAAUCCUAAGGAGGAAAAUAUUGUCGACAAAGUAUUUGAAGAAGAAGAAGAAGAGGAGGAAGAAGAAGAAGACAUAAGAACAGAUGAAGUAAAGAUGAUGGAGAAAGAGAUCGGACCACCCCUCUUAAUUCCUUUAUCUGAAGAUGCUAUUAUUGACUCCGUGAUACCAUGGACUGUUAGACAGUCGUCAUAUAUACAAUCAGAUGUUGCAAUAGCUUUAAUUAGGUCGAAUAUCUGGCCUGGAGCGUUCGCAUUCGCGGUAGGAAGACGUUUUGCUACUAUGUACAUCGGCUGGGGUCAAAAAUACAAUUCGUAUAAUUAUAGUCCUUCUCAUGUGCCACUUGUUCAAGAUCAGUACAAAAUUGGACCAGAAAUUAUGGAAAUUUGUGAUCCUACUGUCAAAGAAGAAGAAGCAUAUCAAUUAAUGCGUUUGCCACCAACAUUACCAAUAGUGCACUAG
Mycetomoellerius zeteki is the source of this 1939-nucleotide messenger RNA. It is a transcript of the gene Rsph4a, whose product is annotated as Radial spoke head protein 4a. The record is from RefSeq and is a predicted model, not a curated record. The transcript is spliced from 11 exons. Bases 215 to 1939 code for a protein of 574 amino acids. Gene Ontology annotation, biological process: cilium movement involved in cell motility; axoneme assembly; cilium assembly. Gene Ontology annotation, cellular component: radial spoke; axoneme. Lineage: Eukaryota; Metazoa; Arthropoda; Insecta; Hymenoptera; Formicidae.